Messenger RNA from Kwoniella mangroviensis CBS 8507, 783 nucleotides. RefSeq lists its product as uncharacterized. NCBI's taxonomy places the organism in Eukaryota, Fungi, Basidiomycota, Tremellomycetes, Tremellales, Cryptococcaceae. Bases 1 to 783 code for a protein of 260 amino acids. Gene Ontology annotation, molecular function: protein-lysine N-methyltransferase activity. The record is from RefSeq and is a predicted model, not a curated record. Gene Ontology annotation, cellular component: cytoplasm. The transcript has 5 exons.
AUGGCAGAUGAGGAAUUGCCACCGAGUAAAUUGGGGACGAAGGGUCACUGGGACGAGGUGUAUGAACGAGAAGUGAGAGUGUUCAAUGAUGUUGGCGACGAAGGGGAAGUAUGGUUCGGUGAAUCAUCCGUUACCAAAAUGCGUAAAUGGGCUCAACGCCAUCUCCCCUCUUCUUCCGAGUCGAACCCAUUACGAAUCUUAGAAUGCGGUUCAGGUAACGGUACUCUCCUCUUAUCAUUCCUCACUUCAUCAUCACUCGAUCCAGAUGUUCCACCAGCCAAGCAGAAUUUCCACUUGACCGGGAUAGAUUACUGUGAAUCUGCUCGUUUACUCGCUCAAUCAAUCGAACAAUCUCGAAGGGAAAAUAUCCAAGAAGAGAUUGAACAAGCUUUGGAAGAUGACGAGGAGGAACUGGUCGAGAAUGAAGUUCAGUGCGAAUGGCGUACAGAAGAUUUAUUAAGGAAGGAUUUCAAUGGUGAACAAUGGGACUUAGUAUUGGAUAAGGGAACGUACGAUGCGUUGUGUUUAAGCUCAGAAGGCAUAGAAGAAGAAAAAGGUAGAUUACCUAGUCAGGUGUAUCCUGAGAAAAUAGCUUUGUUGGUUAAAAAGGGUGGUUAUUUCUUGAUUACCAGUUGUAAUUUUACCGAGGAGGAGAUCAAAGUGAGGUAUACGAAAGAGGGAUUAGGUUUUGAAUUUCACUCAAGCGUUCCUCACCCUUCGUUCUCAUUUGGCGGUAAAUCCGGUACAACAGUUUGUACAGUAGCAUUCAAGAAGGUGACAUAA